Drosophila suzukii is the source of this 834-nucleotide messenger RNA. RefSeq names its product chymotrypsin-1. NCBI's taxonomy places the organism in Eukaryota, Metazoa, Arthropoda, Insecta, Diptera, Drosophilidae. Gene Ontology annotation, molecular function: serine-type endopeptidase activity. The record is from RefSeq and is a predicted model, not a curated record. Gene Ontology annotation, biological process: proteolysis.
AUGAACGGAGUAACUUAUUUUGUGCUGCUUGUCGCAGCUUUGUCAGCUCUCGAAGUGGUCCAAAGUAAGCCCAUGGGCAACGUGAUCGACUUGGACAAAUAUUUCGAGGAGGUAGACUCCAAUUCCCAGGAGCGAGUUGUUGGUGGUUAUGAUGUGCCCGAGGAUGAGUAUGUUCCCUACCAGGUCUCCAUGCAGUUCCGAACUCGCAGUGGUCAACUCAGGCACUUUUGUGGUGGUUCCCUCAUUGCCCCAAAUCGCGUCCUCACCGCCGCCCACUGCGUCAAUGGCCAGAACGCCAGUCGUAUUAGCGUGGUUUCCGGAAUCAGGGAUCUGAACGAUAGCACCGGCUACCGAUCCCAGGUGCAGUCCUACGAGAUGAACGAAUACCAGGAACUGGUGACCAGCGACAUUGCCAUCCUCAAGAUCGAUCCACCCUUUGAGUUGGACGGGAAAGGAGUGUCCACCAUCGAUGUGAGUGGCUCGGUAGUUGGGGCUGAUCAGGAGGUUCUCCUCACCGGAUGGGGCUCUGUCUUCCACUUUGGCACUGGACCUUUCGAAUAUCCCACAGUGCUGCAGAAACUCAGCUACAAGACACUGAGCAACCCAAAGUGCAAGGAGACCAUGACCCAACUUACGGAUACCGAGAUCUGUGCCUUGGAGAGGUUCGAAGGAGCUUGUAAUGGCGAUUCUGGCGGUCCUUUGGUUAUGAAGAGUGGCGAAUCCUACAAACAGGUGGGCGUCGUAUCCUACGGAACUGCUUUGGCCUCAAACAGCCCCGAUGUCUACACCCGAGUGUCCAUGUUUGAUAGUUGGAUAAAGGAAAGAAUGGCUUAA